AAAAAGUAUAUAGAUAUGAAAUAUAAAAUUAGUAAUUAUUCAUAAUCCUUGAUAAUUAGGCAUAAUUAUUGCAAUUUAGCUGUUACGAAUACAUAUAAUAAAUAAAGAGAAAUUUUUUAAAUUACCAAACAUUAAUUUCUAAAUUAUUAAUUUAACUAAUUGUCUUCAUAUUAUGUUAAGUUUUUAAAAUAUCACUAUUUAUGAUUUUUCUGAAGUGCUCAAAAGUGCCACAUACUAUAUAAUGGCAGCUUCCGAAACAUUAUUAUUUUAAUAUGUUUAAUUUUAAAAUGUCGCCAGUAAAUAAAUUAAUAGACAAGUGUUUAUACGACCAAACUGGCAAUUUAUUGUUUGAUUAUUCUAUCACGACGUUUCGUGGGGUCUCCGUUAUCACCUAUUUUAGCAGAUAUUGUGAUGGAUGAUUUGGAGACACAGUGUAUGAGUUUACUUAGUUUUGCGGUUCCUGUGUAUUAUAGAUACGUAGAUGAUAUUUUUGCUAUUGUUCCACGUGCAAAGGUUGACGAGAUUAAUUUGAUUUUUAAUAGUUAUCACCAACGUUUAAAAUUCACACAUGAAAUAGAGUCAGAUUCAUAUAUCAAUUUUUUGAACACCAGUGUUAUCCGUUCCAACGGAAAAAUUUUAACAAACUGGUAUAGAAAAGCUACGUGUUCCGAUAGAUACAUAAAUUUUUAUUCAAACCAUCCUUUUAAAUAUAAGUUGAACACCAUUUUUAAUCUCGUUGACCAUGCUAUUUUACUAUCUGACGAUCAGUUUCAUGGAAAAAACAUUGAUGUCGUGAAGCAGAUCUUACUUAAUAACUGUUUUCCGACACACGUUAUAAAUCGUUAUAUUUGUAAGAGACUGAAUUUUUUGAAACACCGGAGCAAUAGCAUUCUGGAUAAUGGGGAAAGUGGUACAGACAAACCCUCCUACAUUGCACUACCGUUUGUCGAAGGCUUGAGUGGCGAUGUUGGUCGGUUGCUUAAAAAUAUGGGAUUUACAGUGGUUUACAAUAUACCUAAAAAACUAAAUUCAUUGAUUAAACGUGGCAAAGAUGGUUUACCUAUUAGCAAUAGAACGGAGGUUGUUUAUAAAAUAAAUUGUAAGAAUUGUAGCGCUUCGUAUAUUGGCCAGACAAAAAGACACUUAAGCACCCGAGUCAAAGAACAUUGUAAUAAUAUAAAAAUGCACGCGAGUAAUCUAUCCGUAAUCAGCAAACACAAAUUAGAAUUUGAUCAUGACUUCGAUUGGUCAGCGCCUGAUAUUCUACAUAACGAAAAACAUGUAAGAAAGAGAGAAAUAGCUGAAAUGUUUUUUAUUAAAAAAUUUGACAACACUAUUAACUCCCAAAAAGAUACAGAGAAUUUAAACAACAUAUACGAUAAAUUAAUAAAGGUCGUUUAGUUGAUCUCAGUAUUCCAAACAUAGUGGUUGACACAAUGUCAGUUUGACAUUUCGAUUUUUCUCUUUCUACUUUUUAAUUAUAACUUUCACUUGAUAAGGACCAAAACCAUAUGGUCGAAACGUCGUGAUAUAAUAAUCAAACAAUAAAUUGCCAGUUUGGUCGCAUAAGCACUUGUUUAUUAAAUUAUUAAAUAACCACACAAUGUGAACCACAUACUUGAGGU
This is a messenger RNA of Cataglyphis hispanica, 1625 nucleotides long. RefSeq lists its product as uncharacterized. The transcript is spliced from 2 exons. Lineage: Eukaryota; Metazoa; Arthropoda; Insecta; Hymenoptera; Formicidae. Bases 412 to 1401 code for a protein of 329 amino acids. The record is from RefSeq and is a predicted model, not a curated record.